CUGUUUAAAUUUAAAUUCUAUUUUAUGAGUUAUAUAUAUCAUAUGUUCAGUUUGAUAUACUGAUUUUGAAUUUAAAUUAAUUUGAAAACAUUUUUAAAGAAUAAAUGUUUGAAUGUUUUUAAAGAAUAAAACUGAAAAACUGGAGAAACAGACAAAAGUCAGAUCAAGGAAAUGCUAAGAAAAUGAAUGAAAAAGAAAUUUCAAUUAAUGAAAAUAAAAAGUAUGAUUGCAGUCAUAGUUCUAUAAAUAUUAUUGAAGAUGAUAAUGGAAAAAACAAAAUAAAUGAAGUUAUUUUGAAAUCAUCAGUUAAUGAAUCUUCAAACAGCAUUUCACAAGCUUUGAAUAAAUUUAAAGAAUUUGAUUCAAGUAGACAAAAAUCUGAAUGUAAUGGAAUAAGAAUUCAAAAACACGGUGAAAUUCAAAAUAUCCAAUGUUUAUCUUCUUGGAGUUUACCACAGACUGUUGUACAAAAGUAUGAAGAAUUUGGUGUAAGAGAAAUGUUUAAAUGGCAAGCUGAAUGUUUAUUAACUGGAGAAGUAUUGAAUGGAGGAAAUUUAGUUUAUUCUGCUCCAACAAGUGCUGGGAAAACUAUUGUUGCAGAAAUCUUGAUGCUAAAGAAAGUAUUAGAAUUUAAAAGGAAAGCUAUUAUGGUUUUACCUUUUGUUGCUGUUGCUAGAGAAAAAAUGUUCUAUUUUCAGAAGUUAUUUUUUGAAGUUGGAAUUAGAGUUGAUGGAUAUAUGGGAUGUCAUUCCCCUGCUGGAGGUUUUGAUACUGUAGAUAUUGCUAUUUGUACAAUUGAAAAAGCAAAUGGACUUAUCAAUAGACUUUUGGAAGAAAAUAGACUUCAGCAAAUAGGUAUUUUAGUUGUAGAUGAACUGCAUAUGCUGGGUGAUUCGCACAGAGGUUAUUUAUUGGAAUUACUGUUAACUAAAAUUUUAUAUAUAAGUAAAAAGCAUCAUCUUAAUAAUAAAAUACAAAUUAUUGGGAUGAGUGCUACACUUCCUAAUUUAGAAAUUUUAGCACACUGGUUGGAAGCAGAUCUUUAUACUACUGACUUCAGACCUGUUCCUCUGCAUGAAUUAAUUAAAAUAGGUUCAACAAUAUACGAUUGUUCAACUCUCAAAGAGAUUCGUUGUUUAAAUUCUCUGCCAAUUUCUUUUCAAAAUGAUGCUGAUCAUACAAUAUAUCUGUCAAUAGAAACUGUUGUGAAUGGUCAUUCUGUUUUAAUAUUUUGCCCCUCUAAAAUUUGGUGUGAGAAGCUUGCAGAAAAUAUAGCAAAGGAAAUCUUCAGAUUAGGAAACUUUCAAACUAGGAUUGAAAAUGACUCUGAAGAAUCAACAUUGAUGGGCAUUCGUUUAAGAGAGCAGUUAAACAGUAAUGAUUUAUCUGAUGUUUUAGAACAAUUACAAAGAUGUCCAGCAGGUUUGGAUAAUACAUUGUUAAACACAAUUAAAUUUGGAGUUGCAUUUCAUCAUGCAGGACUUACAUUUGAUGAAAGGGAUAUAAUUGAAGGAGCUUUUAAACAAGGUUUUAUUAGAGUACUUGUUGCUACUUCCACUUUAUCUUCAGGUGUCAAUCUUCCAGCUAGACGUGUUAUUAUUAGAUCACCCAUGUUUUGUGGUUCAGUUAUUGAUGUUCUCACCUACAAACAAAUGGCUGGAAGAGCAGGAAGAAAAGGCAAAGAUACAGAAGGUGAAAGUUUGUUAAUUUGUAAGGAGACUGAGAGUUUUCAAGCAAACAUGUUAAUUAAAUCAAGUAUUCCACCUAUACAAUCUUGUCUUGUAGGAUUUGGUGAUUUCAUUCUAAGUAAUAGUGUGAAACGAGCAAUUUUAGAGAUAAUUGCUAGUGGUAUAGCAUCAACACCUGAAGAAGUUGAAUUGUACAGUUCUUGUACAUUAGCAGCUGUUUCUCAAACUGAAAAUAAAAUGCAAAAUGUUAUUGAUCACUCUUUAAAAUAUCUAGUUGAAAAUGAAUUCAUUCAUUUACAAAAUUCUGAAGAAGAUGAAACAAAAAAGGUAUACAAACCUACAAAAUUAGGACAAGCAGUGUUAGCAUCUUCCAUGUCACCAGAUGAAAGUCUACGUGUUUUAAAAGAGUUGCAACAAGCUAGAAAAUGUUUUGUGUUAGAAAAUGAACUCCAUUUAUUAUACCAAGUGACACCACCAUUUCUCAGUGAUCAAGUCCAUAUUAAAGAUUGGUUACAUUAUCUGAAUUUGUGGGAACAUUUAUCUGAAGACAUGAAAAAAGUUGGUGAACUAGUUGGAGUUGAAGAACGAUUUAUUGCAAUAGCAGUGACGGGACAAUAUUUUAAUAAAUCAUCUUAUCAAGCUCAGAAAUUAGCUAUUCAUCAGCGUUUUUAUGUUGCAUUAGCAUUAAAUGAUUUAAUUAAUGAAAUACCUAUUGCCACUGUUGCAAAUAAAUAUGAUUUUCCACGUGGAAUGCUACAGUCUUUUCAACAAAAUGCUUCAACAUUUGCAGGUAUGGUUACAAUUUUUUGCAAUCGCUUGGGAUGGACAAACAUGGAAUUACUUAUUAAACAAUUCCAAAAGCGACUUCAUUUUGGUAUUCAGCAUGAAUUGUGUGAUCUCGUUCGAUUAAAUUCAUUAAAUGCUAACAGAGCACGUGCUUUUUUUGAUUCUGGUUUUGAAUCUGUGUCAUCACUUGCUACUGCAAAUGUUAAUGAAAUUGAGAUGAUUUUAAAAAAUUCAGUUCCUUUUCAAAGUGCUAAACCAGAAGAAUCUGAAACAGAAUAUGAAUUAAAAAAGAGACAUCAAGCUCAUGUUAUAUGGAUCACAGGUCAAAAGGGAGUGACAGAGAAAGAAGCUGCAAAAAUGAUUAUUGAAGAAGCAAGACAAGUUGUUCAGCUAGAUUUAGGGAUUGAAAUUAAAGAUUGGAAUGAUCCAAAUAGCAAAUUUAUUCAUUCAGAUUCAAUUGCAAAUAGAAAUGAAAAGUUAAAAUUAUUGAAUGACAAUAUAGAAAUUUCCAUUAAUAGAGGAAAAAAUAUAUCGUCAUUCAAUAAUAUAAGUAGUGAUGAUCUAAAGGAAACUCAAUCCAAUAAUAAUAAUUUAAUAACACACAAAGAUAAAAAUAACAUAAAUUCACAUGCUGAGAAGUCCAUAUGUAAUUAUGAUACAAAACACAACAAAACAGAUAUGGCAGUGCAAGAAAAUGAAGAUGCAAAAGAACAAAUUCAAAUUAAUAAUAAUGUUNUCCACCUCAUAUGA
This is a messenger RNA of Centruroides sculpturatus (bark scorpion), 3224 nucleotides long. Its product is annotated as DNA polymerase theta-like. Gene Ontology annotation, molecular function: ATP binding; nucleic acid binding. The record is from RefSeq and is a predicted model, not a curated record. The transcript is spliced from 15 exons. Lineage: Eukaryota; Metazoa; Arthropoda; Arachnida; Scorpiones; Buthidae. Bases 183 to 3224 code for a protein of 1013 amino acids.